This is a messenger RNA of Diversispora eburnea, 1473 nucleotides long. NCBI's taxonomy places the organism in Eukaryota, Fungi, Glomeromycota, Glomeromycetes, Diversisporales, Diversisporaceae. The record is from the annotation of a GenBank genome assembly.
AUGAGAGGAUUACCCCCUCAAUAUGCGCAUUCUCAAAUAGAAUUAAAAAUUUCGUGCCGAAAAUUAGUAGAUAUAGAUUAUCUAUCGAAAAGUGACCCUCAAGUUAUAUUGUUAAUUAAGGAUCAGAAAACGUUAAAAUGGAAAUCUACAUUACAUAAAACUGAAGUAGUCAUUAAUGAUUUAAAUCCAAAUUUCGUAAAAAUCGUUGAUGUCGACAAACCGUCAAAUCCAGAUUGGAGAGUCCAAGAGUUUGUUGGACAAUUUGAUUGUGAUCUAGGGUCAAUAGGAGGAAUGAUGAAAGGCAAAUUAAUAUCAUCAAAACAUGGAAGAAAAUCUCGCGGUGAAAUAAUUAUAUCAGCCGAAGAAAUUAACGAUUCAAAAAGAGUUGCAAAAUUAGAAUUUCAGGCUUAUAACAUAUUAGAUAAGGGAAUAUUUAAGUCGAAACCCAACCUAUUUUUGGUUCUUAAUAGAGUAAAUGAGGAUACUACAUUUUCUCCAGUCUAUGAAACAAACAAUGUUGCUUCAGCAAGUCCUGCCUGGAAAGAAUUUUCUAUAAAAGAAACUACAUUAUGUAAUGGUGACCAAGAUAGAACAAUAAAAGCUCAAGUUAAACAACGCAAAAAAAAUGUACCUCCAGCUCUUGGUGAGACUGAGUUUACACUUCGAGAAGUUAUAUCAGGAGAUCGUAAAUUCAUGUUUCGUCCGACCGAAAAAGGAAAAAUUGGGAAAGAUGCACACCUUCGAGUUAUUAAAGGAUUAGUUACAGAACCUCCUUCAUUCUUAGAUUAUAUUUCUGGUGGUACUCAAAUAAAUUUGGUGGUAGCCAUUGAUUUCACUGGUUCAAAUGGCGAUCCGAGAUCAAAAACUAGUCUUCAUUAUACUGGUGGUUCGAGAGAUAAUGAAUAUCAAAGCGCUAUUCGAAGUGUUGGAACUAUAUUAGAAGCUUAUGAUCAUGAUAGAAUGUUUCCGGCAUUUCAAGGCGUCGAUGGAAUAUUAGAAGCUUAUUCUAGAACUUUUGAUGCAUUGGAAUUAUAUGGACCCACAAAUUUCUCACCAAUUAUAAAUCAAACAGCUGAUAAAAUUAAACAAGAAUUGAGAUCUGAUAUGGAUUCUACUGUGAAAGCAAUAAUCAAUGCUACCUCUCUUCCUUUAUCUAUAAUAAUUGUGGGAGUUGGAAAUGCUGAUUUCGCUAAUAUGAAUGUCCUCGAUGCUGACGAUAACCCAUUGAAAGUAAGUGUAAUAGGAAGAGAUAUUGUGCAAUUCGUUGCAAUGAGAGAUUUCCAAACUGAAACGGCAAGGUAUUAUUUGCCAAAAGUUGUUCUUGAAGAGAUUCCCGAUCAAUUUAUUGAUUACAUGAAUAAAAAUAAUAUAAAGCCAAAUCCCAGAAUUCAGAAGAAUGUAAAAGACUUAUCCCACAACCCUAGGUUUGAUCCUGACUAUUAUGACGAAACACUUCCCGAAUAUUAUUCUUAA